Molecule: messenger RNA, 5395 nt
Organism: Notechis scutatus (mainland tiger snake)
Lineage: Eukaryota; Metazoa; Chordata; Lepidosauria; Squamata; Elapidae
Source: RefSeq, a predicted model, not a curated record
AUGGGGACGCUGCGGGAUUUACAAUAUGCCUUGCAAGAAAAGAUCGAGGAGCUCCGGCAGCGAGAUGCGCUCAUCGACGAGCUGGAACUGGAGCUGGAUCAGAAGGACGAGCUGAUCCAGAAGCUGCAGAACGAGCUGGACAAGUACCGCUCCGUGAUCCGGCCCGCCACCCAACAGGCGCAUCAGCAAAGCUCCGGCACCUUGCAGGGCGAGCAGAGGACCAAGAGGCAGGCCAUUUCCGCCGAGCCCACGGCUUUUGACAUCCAGGACCUCAGCCAUGUCACCCUGCCUUUCUACCCCAAGAGCCCACAGUCAAAGGACCUAAUAAAGGAAGCUAUCCUUGACAAUGACUUCAUGAAGAACCUGGAAUUGUCUCAGAUCCAGGAAAUUGUGGAUUGUAUGUAUCCAGUGGAAUAUGGCAAAGACAGUUGCAUCAUCAAAGAAGGAGAUGUUGGCUCACUGGUAUAUGUCAUGGAAGAUGGAAAGGUUGAAGUUACAAAAGAAGGAGUAAAGCUGUGCACUAUGGGGCCUGGGAAGGUGUUUGGAGAACUGGCUAUCCUAUACAACUGCACUCGGACAGCUACCGUCAAAACUCUCGUAAAUGUGAAACUUUGGGCUAUUGAUCGGCAAUGUUUCCAAACAAUAAUGAUGAGGACUGGCCUUAUCAAGCAUACAGAAUAUAUGGAAUUUUUAAAAAGUGUUCCAACAUUCCAGAGCCUCCCUGAAGAGAUCCUUAGUAAACUUGCUGAUGUUCUUGAAGAGACACACUAUGAAAAUGGAGAGCACAUUAUCAGGCAAGGUGCUCGAGGAGAUACUUUCUUCAUAAUCAGCAAAGGAAAGGUAAAUGUCACUCGUGAAGAUUCACCUGGGGAAGAUCCUAUAUUUCUUCGUACUCUAGGAAAAGGAGAUUGGUUUGGGGAAAAAGCACUCCAGGGGGAAGAUGUCAGAACAGCUAAUGUUAUUAGUGCGGAACCCGUGACGUGUCUGGUCAUCGACAGAGACUCUUUCAAACAUUUGAUUGGAGGCCUGGAUGAUGUUUCCAAUAAAGCAUAUGAGGAUGCUGAAGCAAAAGCAAAAUACGAAGCCGAAGCUGCCUUCUUCGCCAACCUGAAGCUGUCUGACUUCAACAUCAUUGACACUCUUGGAGUUGGAGGUUUUGGCAGAGUUGAACUGGUGCAGUUGAAAAGUGAUGAAUCAAAAACGUUUGCAAUGAAGAUACUAAAGAAACGCCACAUAGUAGACACGAGACAGCAAGAACAUAUACGCUCAGAAAAACAGAUCAUGCAAGGCGCUCACUCAGAUUUUAUUGUGAGGCUAUAUAGGACAUUUAAGGACAGCAAGUAUUUAUAUAUGUUGAUGGAAGCCUGUUUAGGUGGAGAGCUUUGGACAAUUCUCAGGGACAGAGGUUCAUUCGAAGAUUCUACAACCAGAUUUUAUACAGCUUGUGUGGUAGAAGCUUUUGCCUAUUUGCAUUCCAAAGGAAUCAUUUAUAGGGACCUCAAGCCAGAAAACCUCAUCCUAGAUCACCGAGGUUAUGCCAAAUUGCCAUUGGACAACCCAUCAGAAAGAUUAGGUAACUUGAAAAAUGGAGUCAAGGAUAUUCAAAAGCACAAGUGGUUUGAAGGCUUUAACUGGGAAGGUUUAAGAAAAGGUACAUUGACGCCUCCUAUUAUACCAAGUGUUGCAUCUCCAACUGAUACAAGCAAUUUUGAUAGCUUCCCUGAGGACAACGAUGAACCACCACCUGAUGACAACUCAGGAUGGGACAUAGACUUCUAAUGUUUUUCUCUUACCUGCUUCUGCCUUGCUGAAGACAGCUUCCUGAGACAUGGCUGCCAGCAGACCUGAAAGAUUUAGGAAGGAUUCAUGCUCGGGGUCACCAUGAUGCCUUGAUUGAUGCUGCUACAGUAAUUACAGUGGCAUUAGGACUUCUUGUUUAGAUGACAAUAGUGCUCUUCACAUGUUUUCUGUUUGAAUUUAACACAGCAGUUGACAUGGUGGUCCUGAAGCAAAAUAAUUAUUCACCAAUAAUUUACACGUGUUUUCUAUCAUGGUACUGAACAUGCUAUGCCUCCAUUACAAUUUGAACGUUCAUAGAGUAAGAUGCACAUAAUUCUAGCGGUUAAGUUCAUUUUCUUUAUUGCUAAAUAUAUUCCAAGCUGUUUUAAGUACUGUAGCCGAUUCUAGGUUUGUAGAAUCUAUGGUACAGUAACUGGGGUAUUCCCCUCAAACUGCAGGUUGAGUGCAUUGAGCCUCUUAAAGAAGGCCAAUGUGUUAAACUAAGGAGGAAAAAAAUGGAGCUCAUGUCAGAGCAACGCUAUAAUUUGUCUUUCUUUUCAAGCAGUGUACAAGACAAGAAUGAAUGUUACCUUCCUCCAUUUUUAGUUCCGAUACGUUUUUCUUCCCAACUGAUAACAGAAGCACAACUGCUACACUUCCUGUUAAACUGUUAAACAAGUGUGGGUCAGUCAAUCCUCACAUCAUAUGUCUGAGAACUUACUUUUUAUCAUUUCUUUUGUGGAUUACAGAUACAUAAGGGCAUGUGGAAAAAAAUGUUCAUAAAACUAUUCGUUUUAUGUAUAUACCAUAACUAUCUUGUAAAAGAAAAAAGAAGAAUGCUUAUUCAGAGGUCCUAAAAACAAAAUAUUAACCAAGUGUAAAUAUUAGAGCCUUUACAAUUACUCUAAAAUAACAAUCACAUUGAGAGCCCCCUGAAAUUGCAAAAUCCACUGCAUUAUUAUAUAGGUGCUAUGUACAUCUUUCAUCUGUGAAAGAAAACAAACUUCCACACUCAUUUUUCAGGAAAAAAAAAAGAUGUAGCAAGAAAUUUCACUGUCAGUUAGAACUGUAUGAGUGGACGUAUUCCUAUACACACUCAUAUGUGGAUAAUACACACACACACGCGCAUGUUUUUAAUACUACUGUGCUGUACUGCCUUCACUUUGUUUUCUAUUUUUCCAGAUCCCACAAAUAUUUUAUUUAUUUUCCCAAAAGAUAAUUAGUCAAUCUUUUCUUGUAAAAUAUAACUCUUACAGAUCUGUUUACAAACAUGGAACAAUGUAAUUGAAAUGGGAUGCUUCAAUAUGCCCUUCCCUUCAAAAGGAAGAUUAAAUUCACCUUUAAAUAUGUCCUGUUGAAGUCGACAAGUCUUUAAAUGGGUCCAUCUAAAUGAUGAAUUACAUCUACCAGUUAUGAAUCUUUUAAUGGUCAGUGCUAUAGACUAAUUUGUCCGUACUUGUUAUCCGAAUUCAACAUGUUCAGAGGACAGAAAUGUCAAAAAGGCUAUUAUAGAUAACAAUUUUCAAGGCAAUUCCAGCAAAGACUUCCAUGUGUCAGUAUGACUUCAUUAGCAUUUGUCAAUACGCUGCUGAAGUAGUCUUGCAUCUGUGACAGUUUCUUAAAUUAGUUCCACAAAAAGAAAACCAACAACCACAUUUACAGAAUGUCCAUUUCCUUUGGAAUUUUCUCCAGAGUUUAAUGACUUGCUCUUUUCUCUGAAUCCAGAAAUAAAUUUACACCUCUAGUUUUGUGUUCAUGCAUUAAUUUAAUUUAAUUAUCUUUUCCCCUGUUGCCUAAUACCAUUCUGUUUAUUUGCCCUAUUCAACAUUUGAAGUUGUCCUAUUAAUGAGGACCGGAUUCAGAUUAAGUUAUUACCAUAUAGCCUAUAAUGCUAUUACAUUUUACUGGAAAUAAAUUCCAUUGAACUUAAUGAUGGUCACAUCCGAUUAGACAUGCGCAAGGACAUAUUUUUCUUUUCCUCUGAAAUGUAUGAAAUAUGGAUCAUGACUAGCUUGUACUAUCAUUUUCGAUGAUACCAAAAUUUAGUUAUUGUAGUUAUUUUACAAUGCAGUACAGCAUGUGCUUAUACAGAAGUAAGACCUACUUUGUUCAACAGAACUUAUUCUGAAAUAGGUAUCUAUAGGAUUGUUAUCUUAGUCUGGACCUAAUCCAGUUUGCAUAACUUAGAAUUUCCCUGUCACUGGACAGGGUUAUAAAAUGAACUUGAAAUGAAACACUGGCUGUUGCAUACAUUGCAUUGGUUUAGUAUUUUAUAUAAAAUGGUCAGUUAGUUUUCCUCAUAAUUGAUGCUUGGAGAUUAGCACCAAAACAUCCAAAAAUGAAGCUCAUUGGCUACUUCCAAUUAUCCCCAAGUUCUUGAUUCAGUCAUUUCAGUGAAAACCUCCCUAAUACAUUAGAAGACAAUAUAUGAGUUUGAAGGAUUUAAAAAAAAACAAAACAAAAAAAAAACAAAUCUCUUUAUAAUAUUCUCACAUAUUUCAUACAACUUGUGGCUUCUUUUUAAGAUAUUUAGUUUUUGGGGGGAGGGGAAAUAUUGUUUGUCUGUUCCUAGUGAUGGCUUCCACCAAAAAUAAUAAUAAAGAACCAGCAUCAACCAGGACUGGUACACUAUAAUAAAACAGUCCUGGAAAUAGCACUCUGCUUCCAAUAAACAUAGGAUCAGGGAUAGGAAUCCUUGAUGUGGCAUUUAACAUCCAAUCACACGUACAUCAAUCAGCCUUACUAAAAUGGUUCAAGCUUCCAAACUUUAGUAAAGGUAAAACUUUUUUAUUGAGCUUAGUUAGUGGGAAGAGCAAGUGAUAGACCACUGUAAUUUUCUGGGAUAUAUAUAUAUAUAUAUAUAUAUUCCCUGUCUAAAGCAUAACCUGGUAUUUAAACUUUACAAUAUUGUAAGAUAGCAAAUCAUAACCUUUCCUCAUACAUACACUGGAAGAAAUAUUGUUGGCCAUCCUUGCAGAAACGGAAUGACAGAGUUUUCAUAAGCAGUGAGCAAAAUACGUAUGUAAUGUUAAGGCACAAGUCAAGCGGAGAUUAGAAAGCAUGAUGAUGAGAAUAACUCGAAUAAGUUAGAAUCAUAUCUGGCUGCUUAGGGAGGCUCAGGCUGUACAAUCUUGAAGAGCAGAAGUAAUCUUCAAUCUUGCCAGUCCAAAUUGCAAUUUAGUCUAUAGAAAAAAAAGGGCACAGGGGUUUUUUUUUCUUGUUAAAAUUAACCAGACAUUUUCACCUCUUCUCAUAUCCAUUAAACUUAGAUAUAUUUGCUUGAAGGUACACAAAAGCAUAAACGUCCAGGACUCACUUUCAGAAUUUUCUAUUGUCAGUUUCGUCAGAUAAUUUUUCACAUUCAUAAGGGUGCCUAUAGCUUGAGUGAAAUAUUCCAGAAAGAAACACAGCGCCAUAGCUUAAGUUAAUCUAACUUCAGUUUUCCAGAAGGACUCCGAGCUUCAUUUAUAUCUAAUCUAUUUAAUUAUAGUCAGUUUCGUGUUUUUUUUUUUUACAAAUACACAUCGGUGAGCGAAUAUCAGAACACUGCACCACUUGUUAAUCACUUCUGCUGCUCGUUAGUCCUACAAAAUUAAUUGUAUAUAACAAGUCUAAU